Molecule: messenger RNA, 999 nt
Organism: Priapulus caudatus
Lineage: Eukaryota; Metazoa; Priapulida; Priapulimorpha; Priapulimorphida; Priapulidae
Exons: 1
Coding region: 1-999 (332 amino acids)
Biological process (GO): DNA integration
Molecular function (GO): nucleic acid binding
Source: RefSeq, a predicted model, not a curated record
AUGCGCCAAGCCACUCACGAGUGCCCCGCCCGACAACAAAGGCUUCUCGUAAAGAUCCAAGGGUACAACUUCACCAUUGAACACCACCCAGGAACAGAGAUAAUCAUUUCUGAUACGCUCAGCAGAUUGCCUAAUCCACUGCGCACAGAAAAUGUGUCACUUGAUGUCCAUGUAGAGUGUGUACUACUGGAUGAAGUUGAGGACAUGUUGGGCAUUGAUUUACUCCAUUUUGGGAACCUCAAGCAACAAGCUCUACAGAAAGAGACCACCCAAGAUCCUGUUCUGCAGAAAGUGAAAGAAUUUACCCACACUGGUUGGCCCGCAAUCAUUCAGGAGCUGCCGAACGAAUUACGCCCGUACCGGCCGUUUCGUGAUAAACUAGGCAUGUCAAAUGGGGUUAUCUUCAAGGGCAGACAAGUGAUUGUGCCUCAAUCCAUGAGAACGGACAUUCUGCAGCAACUGCAUAGUGGGCAUCCAAUCAUCGAGAAGAUGAGACUUCUGGCACGCCAGUCUGUUUACUGGCCAAACAUCAAUCGUAACAUUGAUGAACUUGUCAGGAAAUGCAAACAGUGCCAAGAGCACAUGCCUCAUCAGAGAAGGGAACCACUUAUCCCUCAUGAAAUCCCCAUUACGCUAUGGACCAAAAUUGGUAUGGAUCUGUUUGAGUUGGACAGGGUACAAUACCUUAUAAUGGUGGAUUACCAUUCAAAAUUUCCAGUUGUACACCGAUUGGCUUCGACGACCAGCUCAAGUGUGGCUAAUGCAAUAACUGGAAUAUUCAGCCUUCUGGGAUCUCCCACAGAGGUGAUGUCAAACAAUGGCCCACAGUUUGUUAGUGCAGCGUUUCAGCAGAUGUGCAAAGAAUGGGGAAUAACGCACACUACUUCCUCACCACGAUACCCCCAGUCGAAUGGUCUGGUGGAGAGAAUGGUCCAAACAGUAAAAAGGAAUCAUAAGAAAGACAGGCAACAGGAGAAAGCUCAGCAGCUGCUCUACUGA